CGCGGCGCAGGGCGGUAAACAAGAUGGCGGCGGCGUGUCGGUCUAGGAAAGGGGAGGCGGCUCACGGCGUCCGCGAGUGAGGCGCGAGUCGCCGAGGGCGGCGCCGGCGUGGAGUUGUCUCUCGCGGGCAGCAUCUUUCUGCCUGGAGUUCGAUUCCCCCCUCGCCGCUCCGGCCUCCUGCCUGUCGCGCGGCGGCUCGGCGGCGAGGGGGACGCGCCGCCCGGGGUGGUUCUUUCCCCCGCUCGGUCCCCGGAAGAUUUCCUGUCCGGACUUGGUGCCCGCGACUUGCGGGUGUCCCGGUGUCCCGCGUCCGGGUGGACUCUGCGCCCCGAGAAGUCGUGGAACUAAGGGGCCGCGCGCGGCUUCGGCGCGGGCCGGACAUGGACGGCGCGGACCGGCCUCGACGCGGCCGCCUGGGCCCCUGAGCGCGGGGCCCAAGUGGCGACCAUGACCUAGCGGCCCGCGCGCCGCGACGGCGGACCGUCGCCUCCGUCGGAAGCAGCGUCCCCGGGGACCCGAAUUGGGGGGACGCGAGGGUUGGGGGGGCUCAUUGCUUUUUUUUUUCCACUCUUAUUUUCAUUUUUUUUCUCCCUGAGCACCUAGAAGAAAAGGGGAAAAUCAAAAGUGAAGAAUUGGCGCCCAGGAAGCGGACGUGGACCCGGUUGUGGGGACCGGGAGGGUUGUGGAGGUCGUUCCUAUUUUCUCCCGUUCCUUUUUUUUCUCCUCCUUGGAACAUUUGGAAGAAGCGGGUGUGGGGGGGGGGGAAUUCGAACUUGAAAAGAAUUGGCGCUCCCGAAGGGGACGAGGACAAAGAGUGGGCCAGGAUGGACGUGGCGGACCCCGAGCCGUUGGGCCUUUUCCCCGAGGGCGAGCUGAUGUCGGUGGGCAUGGACACCUUCAUCCACCGCAUCGACUCCACCGAGGUAAUCUACCAGCCGCGCCGCAAACGCGCCAAGCUCAUCGGCAAGUACCUGAUGGGGGACCUGCUCGGGGAGGGCUCGUACGGCAAGGUGAAGGAGGUGCUGGACUCCGAGACCUUGUGCCGCAGGGCGGUCAAGAUCCUCAAGAAGAAAAAGCUGCGCAGGAUCCCCAAUGGCGAAGCCAACGUCAAGAAGGAGAUCCAGCUGCUGCGGCGGCUGCGGCAUCGGAAUGUGAUCCAGCUUGUGGACGUGCUGUACAAUGAGGAGAAGCAGAAGAUGUAUAUGGUGAUGGAGUACUGCGUAUGUGGCAUGCAGGAGAUGCUGGACAGUGUGCCGGAGAAGCGCUUUCCUGUGUGCCAAGCUCAUGGGUACUUCCGCCAGCUGAUUGACGGCCUGGAGUACCUACACAGCCAGGGCAUUGUUCACAAGGACAUCAAGCCGGGCAACCUGCUACUCACCACCAAUGGCACACUCAAGAUCUCCGACCUCGGUGUUGCCGAGGCCCUGCACCCGUUCGCUGUGGAUGACACCUGCCGGACGAGCCAGGGCUCCCCGGCCUUCCAGCCUCCCGAGAUUGCCAAUGGACUGGAUACCUUUUCAGGUUUCAAGGUGGACAUCUGGUCAGCUGGGGUCACACUCUACAACAUCACCACGGGCCUGUACCCAUUUGAGGGGGACAAUAUCUACAAGCUCUUUGAGAACAUCGGGAGAGGGGACUUCACCAUCCCUUGUGACUGCGGCCCACCACUCUCUGACCUACUCCGAGGAAUGUUGGAGUACGAGCCGGCCAAGAGGUUCUCCAUCCGACAGAUUAGGCAGCACAGCUGGUUCCGGAAGAAACACCCUCUGGCUGAGGCGCUUGUGCCUAUCCCACCAAGCUCAGACACAAAGGACCGCUGGCGCAGUAUGACCGUAGUGCCCUACCUGGAGGACCUGCAUGGCCGUGCAGAGGAGGAGGAAGAGGAGGACUUGUUUGACAUUGAGGACGGCAUCAUCUACACCCAGGACUUCACAGUGCCUGGACAGGUCCUGGAAGAGGAAGUGGGUCAGAAUGGACAGAGCCACAGCUUGCCCAAGGCUGUUUGUGUGAAUGGCACAGAGCCCCAGCUUAGCAGCAAGGUGAAGCCAGAAGGCCGACCUGGCACCGCCAACCCUGCGCGCAAGGUGUGCUCCAGCAACAAGAUCCGCCGGCUCUCGGCCUGCAAGCAGCAGUGACUGAGGCCUACAGUGUGUUGCCAGGAUCUCUGGGCAGGUGUCCCUGCAAGGCUGUGAUUUCCGGGCCUGCCUGUCCACUCACUUUGGGACGUUGGAGCCGAGGGCGGACCUGCCGCCCCAGAAGCACUUUAUGUCGAGACCACUGGCCAGCCUUGCCUGCAUGCCGCCCUGCGAGCCUCCGCUGUCUUUGGGUUGGUUUCUUUUUUUUAAUAAAACAGGUGGAUUUGAGCUGUGACUAUGAGGGUGUUUGGAAAUAUGGAGUAGGCGGGGCACAGGGUGGCCUGCAGAGAAAACCCAGAGCAAACAAAUAUGCAGAGACAUUUAUGAUUAACCAGACAACACAACCAACCACAGGGCGCAGGGCAGGGAGUGGGCGGGCACUCACGGCGAGGCUGCCCUAUCUUUUGGCAAUAAAUAAAGCUUGGGAAACUUGAA
This is a messenger RNA of Mus pahari (shrew mouse), 2570 nucleotides long. RefSeq names its product serine/threonine kinase 11 (gene Stk11). The transcript has 10 exons. Gene Ontology annotation, molecular function: protein kinase activator activity; protein serine/threonine kinase activity; ATP binding. The record is from RefSeq and is a predicted model, not a curated record. Gene Ontology annotation, cellular component: nucleus; cytoplasm. Lineage: Eukaryota; Metazoa; Chordata; Mammalia; Rodentia; Muridae. The coding region runs from base 825 to 2135 and encodes 436 amino acids. Gene Ontology annotation, biological process: regulation of cell growth; establishment of cell polarity; regulation of Wnt signaling pathway.